GGUACCUAUACAGUCCUCCCUCCUCUUUGCUUUCAAUGUAACGCAAGCUCAUGCCGCCAGAUGGCAGUAACUAAGCUUGUCAAGCCAAAACAAAGAAACCCUGAGGAAGUGGGUUGCUAAGGAAAUCAGCCUUGACUACAUGAAGGCGCUGUAAACAGUGAACAAACGCUUACUGGAUUAACAUUAUUGCUCGCUUUACAAUUUUUCCAGCAUUGCUGAUCAAUGAAUGAUUGUGGUGAUUGGGUAAAUCGUGGACUCUUAUGGCAGAAUUGCAUAUAAUUGGGCAGAUCAUUGGGGCCACCGGUUUCCCACACAACAGCCUCUUCUGCAAAUGGGGUGUACACACAGGAGGAGCAUGGAGACUUCUUUCUGGUCUGAAGGAAGGUCAAACUCAAGUGGACAUGCCUCAAACAGGGGACAUGGCAUACUGGAGCCAUCCCAUUGAUUUGCACUACACUACUAAGGGCCUACAAGGGUGGCCAAAGCUUCACCUACAAGUGUGGCAUCUGGACUCUUUUGGGCGAUGCCAGCUGUAUGGUUAUGGUUAUAUCCACAUACCAUCGAGCCCAGGACAGCAUCGUCUGCAAUGUGCAACAUGGCGACCAUUGGGAUCCUGGCAGGAUCAACUUGCUGAGAUGUUUGUCGGAGGAGGCCCACAGCUGCGCUCGCCAGAUCUCAUUUACAGUGGCGCAGACCGAUACAGACUCCAUACGGUUGGCAUGGGCACAGUUGAAUUAGAGCUGUGCGUCAUUCUACGCCACUUUGACAGAUAUGGUGUGGAGAGCUGAGAAUGGACUGCAGAUUGUCACACAUUUCAGAUCAGAGAUUUGAGGAGUGAAAAGAAGGUAAAAUAUUUUGUUAUAUUGGAUAGGAGGUUCUCAUAUAAGGUGUGUGAAUGCAAAGGUGUAUAGUAAAUUAUGUUAUUGAGUGAAAAGAUGAGUGAUGGAUUUAUGUGUACUGAUAAUGUGUUUUUUGUGCUUUGGAUCUCAAACAAUACUUUUUCAAUACAUAAAACUUUUCUACAUUUUUUGUACACUUUGUAUGUUUUAUAGAAUUGUAUUUUGUUUUUAUGCAAUUAAAUUUGGCAGUUUUCAGAGGUGAAUCAUUUCUGAAUCAAACAUUGUUAAAUCGUUCAUCGUUAAUGUUUGAUGGGAAGGACCUUUUCAAAGAAAAGCCUGAUGUUCAGUUCAGUUGUAUGAGUACAUAAUUCUAUUUUGUUUGUUUUUUAAUCUUUAGUUAACAGGCUUUUGUAGCAGGCUCUGAGUUUUGUAGAUAGUGAGAAACAACUCUGUCACAUUUUGCUCAUUUCCUGUGUGGAGUUUCUAACUGUUUUAGUGAGAUUAAAAAAGACAAAAGAGCAAGUAAGAUCAA
Molecule: messenger RNA, 1371 nt
Organism: Megalobrama amblycephala (Wuchang bream)
Lineage: Eukaryota; Metazoa; Chordata; Actinopteri; Cypriniformes; Xenocyprididae
Gene: b9d2
Product: B9 domain containing 2
Exons: 4
Coding region: 261-788 (175 amino acids)
Biological process (GO): cilium assembly
Cellular component (GO): MKS complex
Source: RefSeq, a predicted model, not a curated record